AUGAAAGAUCUUUGCUCUUCUAAUAAUGAAGAAAAUGUCAAGGAACGAUUAAACGACCUGAUAAAUCAAGUAUCGAUGUUAUAUUCAUCGAAAAAUAUUAUUGUACAUUAUCUUGAUCAUUUUAAAAGAAAGGCAACCCUUACAAAACUUGAUGAUAAUGCUCCUGAAUCAGUUGAAAAAGCGUGUAUUGACUUUGGAGUUCGUAAUGUAUCUAGAUUUUAUCAUGUAGAAUCGGAUUAUUAUGAUUGGGAACUUCAAAGGAGAGCGUUUCGUUUAAUUGCCCCUUCAAUAAAUCAUUUAUGUAAAAGUGUCAUUUUUGAAAAUACUCGUUGUUCUCAUGAUUCUAUUGAUGAUCCAUUAAAUUCAAAGUAUUAUUGUGUUAUAACUCAGUAUGUUGGAUCUAUCAAUACACAAAAACUCAUGAAUUUUGUAAGAACUUUGAAACAUAAACAAUUAAGUAAAAAAUAUUAUAAUUUUCGUGUUGCUGAUGAAGAGAAAUCUGUACGAUUAACAGGAUUUGAAAGCAAUGGUGUUUCGCCUAUUGGAAUGACUUUUCAAAUUCCGAUGAUAUUAACAAACGCUAUAACAGAAUUACAACCACCCGUCUUUUAUCUUGGUGCUGGGCAUAUUGAUUGGAAAUUAGCAUUACCAAUAAAUUCUUUUAUCCAUAUUUAA
This is a messenger RNA of Funneliformis mosseae, 675 nucleotides long. The record is from the annotation of a GenBank genome assembly. NCBI's taxonomy places the organism in Eukaryota, Fungi, Glomeromycota, Glomeromycetes, Glomerales, Glomeraceae.